AUGUCUUCAAAGGACCGAACAGGCAGUGGGGCCUUUUUCUCCUGUUUGAGCUUCUCCUCCAAAAGAAUGCUCUCAAACGAUGGAACAGAUGCCGGAGGGCCGCUGGUGCUCACAAGGCUGUAUGGCUUGGACGGCGUGCUUGGAGCUGAAGAUCCCCAGGCAUUUGUAGUAUUCCAGGCGCUGGAGCCUGUAGUCACAGAAUCACUACGCACGAUUGGCGUUCCAGUGGCAGCAGAGAGGCUGCUCUUUGACGAUGGUCUGCGCUUACCACUGACCACAACAAAGUCUGGUUCGACCUCGUCGUCCGCAAUGGCACUCUCGUUAACCUCCUCGGUACUUCCCAUAGCCAGCUGCUGUGAAUACAACACUUUCGAUAAGGAACGUGGCUUUUCGGCAGCUCCUGGCACGGUAGUCUUGAUCUCCUCAAUUCUUCUUGCAGAAGACCGUCUUCUGCGUUCACUCACGCUCGUCUUCGAUGGAGUAGUUGGCUCCUCAAAAAUAGGCUUGGCAACGUCCCAUAGCAAUGGAUGA
This is a messenger RNA of Ogataea philodendri, 531 nucleotides long. RefSeq lists its product as uncharacterized. The coding region runs from base 1 to 531 and encodes 176 amino acids. The transcript is spliced from 2 exons. The record is from RefSeq and is a predicted model, not a curated record. NCBI's taxonomy places the organism in Eukaryota, Fungi, Ascomycota, Pichiomycetes, Pichiales, Pichiaceae.